AUGGCAGGCAAUAGCAUGCUCGAAACUCAAGACAGGGCUCGUGAUGCCGCUUUCAACAAAGCCUUGCAUGGAAAUUCUGCAGCAGUCAGUGGUGGUGUGCGGGCCAUGUUUGGCAAAGACCGCAGCGCGAAACAGGCCGCUCUGGAUGAAUACUUCAAGCACUGGGACAACCAAGCUGCAGAGGACGAGACCGAAGAGCACCGAAGCAAGCGACGAGCCGAAUACGCCACCCUCACGAGGCAGUACUACAACUUGGCCACGGAUCUCUACGAAUACGGAUGGGGACAGUCGUUCCAUUUCGCUCGAUAUUCCAUCGGAGAGUCGUACUCUCAGGCUAUCGCGCGUCACGAACACUAUCUUGCCACGCAGAUAGGCAUCAAGGAAAACAUGAUGGUCCUUGAUGUUGGUUGUGGUGUUGGAGGCCCAGCCCGUGAGAUUGCAAAGUUUACCGGGUGCCAUGUUACUGGACUGAAUAACAAUGAUUAUCAGCUCCAGCGCGCCACCAUUUACGCCGAAAGAGAUGGGCUCGCGAGUCAGCUCAAGUUCGUCAAGGGAGAUUUUAUGCAAAUGGAAUUUCCCGAUAACAGCUUUGAUGCCGUUUAUGCGAUUGAAGCAACUGUCCAUGCUCCACAGUUGGCGGGUGUUUACGCAGAAAUCUUGCGGGUGUUAAAACCGGGCGGAGUAUUCGGGGUGUAUGAAUGGCUUAUGACUGACAAUUACGAUCACGACAAUCUGCGUCAUCGAGAGAUCCGCCUUGGAAUCGAGCAAGGAGACGGCAUCGCCAAUAUGGUCAAGAUAUCAGAAGGAUUGGAGGCAAUGAAUAUGGCAGGUUUCACAGUGCUUCAUCAUGAAGAUCUGGCAGAACGUCCUGAUCCCAUUCCGUGGUAUUGGCCACUUGCAGGAGACUGGUCCUAUUUGCAAAGCAUUUGGGAUGUACCAACCAUCGCAAGGAUGACCAAGUGGGGACGCUGGAUGGCACACAACCUCUCUGGCGCUUUGGAAACCGUGAGACUUGCACCUCCAGGCACAAAGAAGACAGGAGAGAGUUUAGCCCGUGCGGCCGACUGUCUUGUCGCUGGUGGAAAGGAAAGGUUGUUCACGCCCAUGUAUCUGAUGGUGGGCAAGAAACCAGCCGCAUAA
Pestalotiopsis fici W106-1 is the source of this 1140-nucleotide messenger RNA. Its product is annotated as Sterol 24-C-methyltransferase. Gene Ontology annotation, molecular function: sterol 24-C-methyltransferase activity. Gene Ontology annotation, biological process: ergosterol biosynthetic process. Bases 1 to 1140 code for a protein of 379 amino acids. NCBI's taxonomy places the organism in Eukaryota, Fungi, Ascomycota, Sordariomycetes, Amphisphaeriales, Sporocadaceae. Gene Ontology annotation, cellular component: endoplasmic reticulum. The transcript is spliced from 2 exons. The record is from RefSeq and is a predicted model, not a curated record.